Selaginella moellendorffii is the source of this 621-nucleotide messenger RNA. RefSeq names its product spidroin-1-like. The record is from RefSeq and is a predicted model, not a curated record. NCBI's taxonomy places the organism in Eukaryota, Viridiplantae, Streptophyta, Lycopodiopsida, Selaginellales, Selaginellaceae. The coding region runs from base 1 to 621 and encodes 206 amino acids. The transcript has 2 exons.
AUGGUAAAGGUGGCGGUGGCGUCGCUGGCAUCACUGGGCGUCACUGGUGGCAGCCGUAGUGCUGGGGGCAGCCGCGGUGCUAGAGACGCUGCGCGGCGCUGGGCGGCGCGGGGCGGUACCGGGCGGUACGGGUGGUACCGCGCGUCGUUGGGCGGUACCGGGCGGUACGGGCAGUACCGCACGUCGCUGGGCGGUACCGCGCGUCGCUGGGCGGUGCCGGGCGGUACGGGCGGUACUGCGUGGUAUGGGCGGCGUCGCGCGUCGCAGGGCGAUGCCGGGCGGUACCAGGCGCCACUCGUUGGGCAGCGAAUGCUUGCCCAGGCGGUGGUUGUGGCGGCGAGUGCUUAUCCAGCGCGCGUGGGGGCGCGUGGGGCGGCCCUGGGCGGCGAUUGGCGGCGUGCAGCAGUGCGUAGCAGCCCGUGGUGCUGCUUGGCGCUGCUGGGCCGGCCAAGCCGCGGCGCGUUGGGCGGCGGGUGCUCGCCCGAGCGCUGGGUGUGGCAGCCGCGGGCAGCUGGUCGUGCUGUGGCGGCCGCGGCAGCUGCUGGCGUUGGCUGGGUCGGCGGCUGCUGCUGCUGGCAGGGCCGAGCUGCUGUGGCGGCUGCUGUGGCGAUUUGGGGUUAG